ACGAGGCGGGCGCGGGUAUGCUUCUCGACCCCCGUCUCCCGGAUCCUCUCCUCUUCGGCGCAAACCCGGAGGCGGGGAGAAGGGGCGUAGGUUGUUUCUGUGUGCUUGCGAGCGUGUGCCUGUUUGUCCCGUGGAGUCAGCGCUCUGUUUUGUGCCCGCAAGGUGUACAGAGUAAAUUCCUGGAGCAGUUAUUAAGUUUGUCCGCUCUCACCUGGCUAACGUCGAGGCCUGCUCCCUUCUCUUGGCAGCCUGGGGCCCAGGCCAGGGCCACCAUGGCGCUGCCUCCAGGGUCAGCUACCCUCCCGCACACACUUCUGCUUCUGCCGGCCCUUCUGAGCUCAGGUACACCCCUGUUCAUCCCUCGGCUAUGCAUUUGUGCGGUCAAGUCCCCCUCUCUCCCCUCCUUGCCUGCAUCUUCAGUUUGGGUACCCAUUCCAGGCACCAGAGUUGGGUUCCCUUCAUCCACCUCCCCAAGGUCCAGCUGUCCCUGGUUAGAGAAGCCAGGUGCUCUGUCUCUUGGCCUGCUGCCCCUCUGUUACUGGACCUCAUCCCGGUCACAGGACAGUACUAAGCCUCCACCAGCCCUCCCCAGAAUCCCCUGUGUUCCAGGUUGGGGGGAGUUGGCGCCACAAAUUGAUGGUCAUACCUGGGCAGAGCGGGCGCUUCGAGAGAAUGAACGCCACGCCUUCACCUGCUGGGUGGCAGGGGGGCCUGGCACCCCCCGAUUGGCCUGGUACCUGGAUGGACAGCUGCAGAAGGCCAGCACCUCAAGACUGCUGAGUGUGGGUGGGGAGGCCUUCUCUGGAGGCACCAGCACUUUUACUGUCACUGCCCAGCGGGCCCAGCAUGAGCUCAACUGCUCCCUGCAGGACCCAGACAGUGGCCGGUCAGCCAACGCCUCCGUCCUCCUCAAUGUGCAAUUUAAGCCGGAGAUUGCCCAGGUUGGGGCCAAGUACCAGGAAGCUCAAGGCCCAGGCCUCCUGAUCAUCCUCUUUGCCCUGGUGCGUGCAAACCCGCCUGCCAACGUGACCUGGAUCGACCAGGAUGGGCCGGUGACUGUCAACGCCUCUGACUUCCUGGUGCUGGAUGCCCAGAACUACCCCUGGCUCACCAAACACACCGUGCAACUGCAGCUCCGCAGCCUGCCACACAACCUCUCCAUGGUGGCCACCAACGACGUGGGCGUCACCAGCACCUCGCUUCCGGCCCCAGGGCUCCUGGCCACCCGGGUGGAAGUGCCACUGCUGGGCAUCGUUGUGGCCGGAGGGCUUGCCUUGGGCACCCUGGUGGGGUUCAGCACCUUGGUGGCCUGCCUGGUCUGCAGGAAAGCGAAGAAGACCAAAGGCCCCUCCCGGCGGUGCCCGUCCCUGAUCUCUAGUGACUCUAACAACCUGAAACUCAACAACGUGCGCCUGCCGCGGGAGAACAUGUCCCUCCCGUCCCACCUGCAGCUCAACGACCUCACUCCGGACUCCAGAGGGAAAUCAGCGGACCAGCAGGUGGUUCAGGACAACAGCCAGCCAGAGCUUCUGGCUCCGGAGCCCGGCGGCCUCCUCACCAGCCAAGAAUUGCUUGGUGUUUUCAUGUCCAGAGGCGCCUUGGUUUAAAAGGGACUAUCUUCUGUCAGGGGCCACAGAUCAAGUAGCCAAAAGAGAGUAACCUCAGAUUGUGGAGGAGGAGGAGGAGCCCACGAUGGAAACAGUAUCUGAAGGUGCUCGCCGGAGAGGUCAGUGGAUGUGCUAGGGGAGGGAGACAGGCUAAUAUAACAGGCCUGCGCAUCAGCCUGUAACAUAGGUAGGAAGUACAGCUGAUCCUCAUUAUUUGCAGAUUCUGUAUUUGUGAAUUCACUUACUAAAAUUUAUCUGUAAUCCUAAAAUCGAUACGUGCAGUGUUUUUACAAUCGCUUGCAAACAUGCUUGGAGCAGUGAAAAAUGUGAGUCGCCCUAUACAUACCUUCCCAGCUGAGGCUGAACAAGGCAACAUUCUGCCUCCAGGUUUCAGCUCUCACACUCUAAAUGAGUAGCCUAUCCAAGGUCUAUCUAAUGCCUCAUUUUUUGCUUGUUGGUGGUGGUUUCAGUGUUUAAAAUGCCCCCCCCGGGACUUCCCUGAUAGUCCAGUGGCUAAGACUCCAUGCUCCCGAUGCAGGGGGCCUGGGUUCGAUCCCUAGUCAGGGAACUAGAUCCCACAUGCCACAACUGAAAAAAAAAAAAAAAAAAAAAAAGAUCCCCCGUGCCACAACUAAGACACGGCACAGCCAAAUAAAUAAAUACAAUAAAUGUUUGAAAAUAAAUAAAUUAAAUGGCCUCCACCCGCAUAGUGCUGAGGUGCUGGCUAGAGUUAACUAAGUGUAGUAAGGCUCUCAUGUGCCUUACAGAGAGAGUACGUUAGAUAAGCUUCAUUAUGGCAUGACUUACAGUGCUGGUGGCUGUGAGUUCAAUGAAUCAAUGGUUGCUGACGAAAAUGUUAUGACAGAGGCACACAGGAAACUUACCUUCUAUUUCCCCCCAGGAGCAGUGGUUCAGUAUUUGCUAAUUCAGUGUCUGUGGUGACUUGACAGAACAGAGCUACUGUGAAUAACGAGAGUCGACUAUACUUACUAGUGCUGAGUAUCAGUUCUAGCCAAAGAAGGCAGUCCAAUUGUUCCCUGAAAACCCGAUGGAGAAUCUGAGUUCCUAUCACGUUUUUGCCUCUCUUUUUCCUUGAGUGAAAUGUGAGCAUUAAUGGCAUCCGUCUGAGAGCAGAGCACCUGGUCCCAACAUGGUGUCAAAGUGAGGCCUGAGCUCAGAUGUUCCUGCUCAAGUUCAAGCAAGAGAUGAACAUCAGGGUUGGCUUAAGGGUCUGUAGGAAACGAUGCCCCUCCUGUCUCGCGUUUCUCGGGUAUGUAUUAGGCUGUAGCAUCUUACUGUAAUUUUCCCCUCCGAUCAGUUCUUGCCCCGUAUAUCAGUACUUGGCUCCAUUACCCACCCAGCUGCUCAAGCCAGAAGACCUGGGAGUCGCCCUUUCUUCUCUUCCCUCCCCCACAUUCACUCUAUCACUAAGUUCUGUUGGUUCCACCUCUCCUGGUUGUUUAUCUGUUGUCUCGUACCCCACACCUUCCCUUCUAUACUUUAUGCUGCUCGACCUUCCAGAUUCCCUUGCCAGCUGUUCAUUUCUGCCAGUGGGAGGCACCAGCAGGCUAGAAGAGGGUGGGAGAGAGGAGGCAGCAGCCCGUGCCCAGGGUGGCUGUAGUAGGGGUGAGGGUCUCGGACCUGCUUGGCCAUCCCGGCCACUGUGGCAGCUCUUCUGCUUCCAGCCCCUGCAGUGGACACUCCCCUUUAACCUCUUGUUCCUUCAGCACUCUCCAUUCUCCCUUUUGUUUCUUCAUCCCUUCCAACACUUUUGUAACCAACUGCCCAUACUUAACAUCCUUUGUUAGAAAUAACUAGUAUGGUUUCUGACUGGAGCUUAGUUGAUAAAACCUCCCAAAUAUUUCCUGAAUCUGUCCAUCUCUACCACUACCACCCAGUCCAAGACACCAUCAUCUCUCAUCUGGGUGACUGCAAUAGCUAGGCUCCCUGAGACC
This is a messenger RNA of Kogia breviceps (pygmy sperm whale), 3562 nucleotides long. The record is from RefSeq and is a predicted model, not a curated record. NCBI's taxonomy places the organism in Eukaryota, Metazoa, Chordata, Mammalia, Artiodactyla, Physeteridae.